CUUCGUUGAUCACUCUCAUAGCCCGAGUGACUCAACUCUCACAACCACUCUUCACACUCUUUUCCCACUCAAACCCUCCACCUCCAGAGUCCAGGCUCUCCGCACGGCCAGAUCCCACUGCCGCUGUUCAGGAGACCGCGACUCGAAUCGCCGCCACAGAUCCUCGCGUCUCCGUCCAGAUCCGUCCAGUUCAAUCGGCAUUUUGGAAAGAUAUCCGAAUGGCCGCAUCGGAGCAGCAAGUUCCAUCUAGAACUUCUCCACCUGCUCAUAUUGUUGGAAGUGCCUUUGUUGAUCAGUAUUACCAUAUGCUGCACGAGAGCCCUGAGCUCGUGCAUCGCUUUUACCAGGAUGUCAGCAAGUUUGGCCGCCCUGAGGAAAAUGGCAUAAUGGGAAUUACAACCACAAUGGAGGAUAUUAAUAAGAAGAUAUUAUCUUUGGGUUAUGGUGAACUCAGUGUGGAAAUUAUGUCUGUUGAUGCCCAAGAAUCUUAUGGUGGGGGUGUCCUUGUCCUGGUCACUGGGUUUAUAAAAGGAGAGGACAAGAUUAAGCAGAAAUUUACUCAAUGUUUCUUCCUUGCACCUCAAGAGAAAGGUUACUUUGUUUUGAAUGAUAUUUUGCGAUAUGUUAAUGACAAUGAAUCCCAAGGGUGUGCUCAUGAUUCCAAAUCUCCAGUGACUUCUGACCAUGUGGAAGAUCCUUCUGUACGGGUGAUGCAUGCUUCAGAGCAAAUAUCCAAGAUAGCUGUGGUUAGUGAUAGGGAGGAAGCAUUCAAUAUGGAAAAUGGGGAAGGUUCAGCUGAAGAAGCGGAAGCUCUGAUACCUGAAGUUUUUGAUGAAAACCCUGAUGAUUCAAAGCCCAUAGCUGGAUCAGCAUCUUCCAACGAGAGAGUUCCAAAGAAGUCAUAUGCCUCCAUUGUUAAGGUGAUGAGGAAGAGUGAAAAACCAUCUUCUACAGCCGCAACCUCUGUGGCUACAUUCACCAAGAGCCAAGAGCAACAAGGUACUCUAUCUCCGCCACCCAGUCGUUCAGAAGCAAAUGGUUCCGAGACAAAUACUAAAGAAAUUGCAAACAUUCAAGAAGCUGAAGCUGAGGGUUAUUCUAUUCAUGUGAAAGGGCUAUCACCCAACACUACACCUUCCCUCCUGGAGAGUGUGUUCAAGAAGUUUGGACCUAUUAAGAAUGGUGGUAUCCAAGUUAGAUCACAAAAGGGAUUUUGCUUUGGCUUUGUGGAGUUUGAAGUAGCAAGUGCUGCCCAAAGUGCACUUGAGGCAUCACCUAUUCUGAUUGAAGGGCACCAAGUUUUGGUUGAGGAAAAGAGAUCAACAACUCGAGUGAAUAGCAGGGGGCGAUUCCCAUCUGGAAGGAGGCCAGGAUACAGGAAUGAAGGAGCAAGAGAACGGGGAACCUAUGGAAAUGGGAGAAGCUAUGGCCGAGGCGACCCUAACACAAAGGGUGAAUUUGGUGGGUAUAGGAAUGUUAAUCAGGGUGGGUUUCUACAUCAUGGAGGUGACAGGUACCAGCGAAAUAAUCAUCCUGGAGCAAAUGGUGGACGGAGGAAUCGAAGUGGUGGGUUUUCUGGUACUGCGGCAGUCAAAACUACGGACGCUCGUGUUGCUGCUUCUGCUUGAGCAACUUAUUAACCCUUGUGGCCUUUUUGGUGCGAUGAACUCAUUGAAAGAUAUUUUCAAUUUCAGUCACUUAGUUAAAGGUAAAGCGGCAAUGAAGGAACUAAAUUUUAAUUUGGGGUGGACUAAGAUUUUCUUAGGGGUCAUUUCUCUUACUAUUUUUUUGCCAUAUUAGUGACUUAGGUAAAGGUAGUGCCCUAAAUAUUUGGUUAGUGGUAGUAGCAGUGUCAAUAUAGCAGAGGUUAGCUUUUGACCUUUUGUUGCUUCCAGAGUUCUUUAAAUAUUUUUGGAAGCAUGAUUGCAAUUUUGUGAGAAAUCGUCUAUUUAUCAUUUCUGACAGGACAGGCUGAUAGUGGCAUUAUACGCAAAAUUCCUUUGUGUAAAACUAUCUAAGACUUAAAUUUGAAUAUGAUAUUAGAACAAAUAUUGAGUACUCCAUUCGUUUGGCAU
This is a messenger RNA of Arachis stenosperma, 2075 nucleotides long. RefSeq names its product nuclear transport factor 2. Gene Ontology annotation, cellular component: ribonucleoprotein complex; cytosol. Gene Ontology annotation, molecular function: mRNA binding. The transcript has 10 exons. NCBI's taxonomy places the organism in Eukaryota, Viridiplantae, Streptophyta, Magnoliopsida, Fabales, Fabaceae. The coding region runs from base 219 to 1628 and encodes 469 amino acids. The record is from RefSeq and is a predicted model, not a curated record.